Diceros bicornis minor is the source of this 695-nucleotide messenger RNA. Its product is annotated as large ribosomal subunit protein uL6-like. Gene Ontology annotation, molecular function: rRNA binding; structural constituent of ribosome. Bases 21 to 599 code for a protein of 192 amino acids. NCBI's taxonomy places the organism in Eukaryota, Metazoa, Chordata, Mammalia, Perissodactyla, Rhinocerotidae. Gene Ontology annotation, biological process: cytoplasmic translation. The transcript has a single exon. Gene Ontology annotation, cellular component: cytosolic large ribosomal subunit; ribosome. The record is from RefSeq and is a predicted model, not a curated record.
UUGCCGCAUCUACUGCGAGAAUGAAGACCAUUCUCAGCAAUCAGACUGUCGACAUUCCGGAAAAUGUCGACAUCACCCUCAAGGAACGCACAGUUAUUGUGAAAGGCCCCAGAGGAACCCUGCGGAGGGACUUCAAUCACAUCAAUGUAGAACUCAGUCUCCUUGGAAAGAAAAAGAAGAGGGUCCGAGUUGACAAAUGGUGGGGAAAUAGAAAGGAACUGGCUACUGUUCGCACAAUCUGUAGUCAUGUGCAGAACAUGAUCAAGGGUGUUACACUGGGCUUCCGUUACAAGAUGAGGUCUGUGUAUGCUCACUUCCCCAUCAACGUCGUUAUUCAGGAGAAUGGUUCUCUUGUUGAAAUCCGAAAUUUCUUGGGUGAAAAAUACAUCCGCAGGGUUCGGAUGAGGCCGGGCAUUGCUUGUUCAGUAUCUCAAGCCCAGAAAGAUGAGUUAGUUCUUGAAGGAAACGACAUUGAACUUGUAUCAAAUUCAGCUGCUUUGAUUCAGCAAGCCACAACAGUUAAAAACAAGGAUAUCAGAAAAUUUUUGGAUGGUAUCUAUUUUUCUGAAAAAGGAACAGUUCAGCAGCCUGAUGAAUAAGAUCUAAGUUGUCCAGCUACAGAAACAGCAAGAUGCCAGAUGAUUCCUCAGACUUAUUUGUGAUAUUUUAAAGACGCAAUAAAAGCUAUGUACUGA